Messenger RNA from Phyllostomus discolor (pale spear-nosed bat), 1651 nucleotides. It is a transcript of the gene METTL2A, whose product is annotated as methyltransferase like 2A. Gene Ontology annotation, molecular function: tRNA (cytidine-N3)-methyltransferase activity. Lineage: Eukaryota; Metazoa; Chordata; Mammalia; Chiroptera; Phyllostomidae. Bases 54 to 1193 code for a protein of 379 amino acids. The transcript is spliced from 9 exons. The record is from RefSeq and is a predicted model, not a curated record.
CCCGCAGGAAGUUCUGGCCUCACGGAGAGGCAGGUAUUUCCGGGUCCGGUAUCAUGGCAGAUUCUUUCACUGAAGGCUCGUCCACGGAGGACGGCAAGAAGAGGCAGCAGUUUGGGAACCGCUUGCUGAGCGAUCCAGCUCGUGUCUUCCACUACAAUGCCUGGGACAAUGUGGAGUGGUCGGAAGAGCAGGCCGCAGCGGCGCAGAGGAAAGUCCAGGAGAACAGUACCCAGCGGGUGUGCCAGGAGAAGCAAGUUGAUUAUGAGAUUAAUGCCAACAAAUAUUGGAAUGACUUCUACAAAAUCCACGAAAAUGGGUUUUUCAAGGACAGACAUUGGCUUUUCACUGAAUUCCCAGAGCUGGCACCUAGUCAAAACCAAAAUCCCUUGAUGGAUUUGCUCUCAGAGAACAAGAGGAGUCAAGUGCCUGGAUGGAAGAGCAGUAAGGAUGGACUGGGCUUCAUAACAGAACAGCCCCAGUGCUCUUCAAACGGCCUUGGACAUGAAGCAGAGACUCUUUCUGUGGAAGAGAAUGUAACUCAGAAACUCAGUCACCUGGAAGUUCGUGCUGAUGAGUUUCCUGGAUCCUCAGCCUCCUACCGCAUAUUUGAGGUCGGUUGUGGUGUGGGAAACACAGUUUUUCCAAUUUUACAAACCAACAAUGACCCAAGACUCUUUGUUUACUGUUGUGAUUUUUCUUCCACAGCUAUACAGCUGGUCCAGACAAAUCCAGCAUAUGAACCUUCUCGGUGUUUUGCCUUUGUUCACGACUUGUGUGAUGAAGAUAAGAGCUACCCAAUUCCCAGGGAUAGUCUUGAUGUCAUCGUCCUCAUAUUUGUUCUUUCAGCAGUUGUUCCAGACAAGAUGCAGAAGGCCAUUGACAGACUGAGCAGGCUUCUGAAGCCUGGAGGGAUGAUGCUCCUGCGAGACUAUGGCCGCCACGAUAUGGCUCAGCUUCGGUUUAAAAAAGGUCAGUGUCUCUCUGAAAAUUUCUACGUGAGAGGCGACGGCACCAGAGUUUACUUCUUCACACAAGAUGAAUUGGACACACUUUUUACAACUGCUGGACUGGAGAAAGUUCAGAACCUAGUGGAUCGCCGAUUGCAAGUGAACCGAGGGAAACAGCUGACAAUGUACCGAGUUUGGAUUCAGUGCAAAUACCGCAGACCUCUUUGGACCGACACUGGCUCCUGACAGGAUGGCCGCGCCUUGGCUUUUUUAAAAGAUCAUCCACAGAAGGUGUCCUGUGAUGUUGGGCAGUUCCAGGAAUCAGGGUUGAGCCCUGAAGCUAGGAAAAACUACUUUUUACCAAGAUUCUAAUAAUCAUGCUUCAUAUUUGUGAAGACCUUUAAUAUAUACUUUUCUCCAGCUUUUUCUUACUUUGAGAUCUCAAAGAAUCUUUCUUACCAUUUUGUAAUAUCUUAAUAACUGAAAUAUUCAUGGAUAUUAGGGAUAUUUCCCUAAUUAGGGAAACUAGGGAUUUUAAAGGCAUCAAGAAUUUAUUUCCAUGUGAAAGUAUCAUCUGUGAUAAGUGUCAUUUGACUGUUUUAUUAAGUUAUUUGAGAAUUCAAAUAUGUGGUUCUGAGGUAUUUUAAGUACUUUCCCCCCUCUAAUAACAUGUGUCUAAAAAUUAAAAGGAUCUUCUUGACUUA